Messenger RNA from Acanthosepion pharaonis, 1038 nucleotides. Lineage: Eukaryota; Metazoa; Mollusca; Cephalopoda; Sepiida; Sepiidae. The record is from the annotation of a GenBank genome assembly.
AUGAACAUCGAGACUCCAUUCACAGAAGGUCAGCCCGGUUAUGACUGGUUGGAUGGAUUUUUGAAGCGCAACCCUGAUGUAGUUCCCAGGAAGACUGAACACCUGGAUCGAGCUGUCUUCAGACCAGUGAAGGCGAAGUGGCAAUCUCUCCUUGUCAAACAUGCAAGAACCCACAAUGGCCCUGUCUCCAAGAAAGAUUUUGCAGCCAAGCUGAAAGUCCUUUUUGAGGAGUCUUUUGGCAGGGACACUGUGAAAGCAGGAUUCAGCUCAACAGGUCUAUGUCCUUUCAAUCCAUCAGCAAUUGUUCUUCCAGAGAGGCCUCAAGUUGGAUCCAUCACAUCUGCCUCCACUUCUGAUGAUCACCAGCGCUCUGGUUUCAUGCUGCAGACCUCCACUUCCAGUCCCCUACGUCCCCUGCCGCAGACCUCCACUUCCACAAGUUCCAGUCCCUUCCCACAGACCACUUCCAGUCCCCUGCCGCUUACCCCCACUCACUGUCCCCUGCUGCAGCCCUCUACUUCUGGACACCAGCCCUCUACCUCUGGACACCAGCUACAGCACUCUACUGGUUACCAGACCAUGGGUGCUGUUUCAUCUCCAUCUCCUGUCCUUUCCUUAGGCCUAAAGGACUUUUUUUUGAAGCAGCUGCAACCACGCUUCAGCAUGAGUACAGGCAGGUCAGCACGAGUGCAACGCUUUCGCUAUGGUGAAAGUCUGACGUCCGAAGAAAGCCUGAAAAGAGCAAGAGAAGCAGCUGAAGCAAAGGAAGCUGCCACUACAAGAGGGAAAGGGGAAGGAAAAGGCAAAGGACGAGGAAAACAGACCCAACGUGAGGAAUCGCCUUGUAACAGCAACAGGUCUCGAAGCCCAGUUUCCAGUGACAACGAAGAAUGCAAGCGAUGUGGCCAAAGUGGAGGCAACAACUGGAUCCAGUGUGAUAUCUGUGAUAGCUGGUACCACACUAGGUGUGAAAACAUUACAGCCACACUGGAGGAACUGGAAGAAAUGGAGUGGUUGUGCAGUUUUUGUACCCAGUAG